This is a messenger RNA of Vicia villosa (hairy vetch), 1044 nucleotides long. RefSeq lists its product as uncharacterized. NCBI's taxonomy places the organism in Eukaryota, Viridiplantae, Streptophyta, Magnoliopsida, Fabales, Fabaceae. The record is from RefSeq and is a predicted model, not a curated record. The coding region runs from base 1 to 1044 and encodes 347 amino acids. The transcript is spliced from 5 exons.
AUGUUAGUGGUUUUUUGUAAGGUCAAUAUGCUUGUUAAUUUCAUUCGAUCUUCUAAGAAGAGACAAGAAUUACUUCGGGACAAACAAGUAACUCAGUUUUCUAAAUUGAUUGAAGAGGGCCAAAUAGAAACUGGUUAUGGAUUAAAUCAAGAAUCAUUUAUUGCUAGAGCCGGUGACACACGUUGGAGUUCCCACUUUAUGACUCUCACUAGUUUGAUGACUUUGUAUGGUGCCAUUAUUGGGGUACUUGAAGAAGUUGGAAAUGAUACGUCAUUUGCAAAAUAUGGCAAAACAAUGCUUUUGUUAGAUCGUGAUCAAGAUCUUUUGAAUGCUUUGUCACUUGUCAAUGCUACCAAACAAGAAUUACAAGAAAUGAGGAAUGAUGGAUGGGAAGAGCUUAUAUCUAAGGUUAUGGAAGUUUGCAGUAAGCUUAACAUUAAUGUGCCUAACAUGGAUGCAUCAUAUGUGCAAGGGAAGAAACCUAGGCGACAUGCUACAACUUCUAGUUUGCACGAGCUCAAUGCUAGGUUUGAUGAAGAGAAUACUGAACUUUUAGAAUGUGUUUUAUGUUUGAGUCCUUCAUCGUCAUUUGCAACUUUUGAUGUGAAAAAGUUAUUAAGAAUGGUUGAACUUUAUCCAGUUGAUUUUGUAGAUGUGCCGGAAGUGGUUGUGUUGCUAAUGGAUGAGAUUUCGUCUUCCACAAAUGUCACUCAAGAUGUUGGUUCAAUCUCCGAUGAAAAUAAAGAAUCGUGGCAACAUUUUGUCUUCCACGACCUUUCAUCAAUCAAGGAUUUCUAUGCUAAAUACGCUCAUGAAAAGGGAUUUAACCAUGGUUUCAAGCACGGAAGUCGGGCGGAUCCUAAGAACAAGACAAACUCGGAUACUCCUGUUCUCAUUGAAUAUCAGAAAGAGAAAGAACUUCCCGAGGAAAGGACUGGUUGCCCAGCUAGUAUUUCGUUGAAGUAUAAUUCUAAUGUUAAAGGUUAUCACAUAUACAAAUGGAAUGUUACUCAUAACCACCCUCUCCAUAAACCCGAGCAUUAG